CUGGCUGCCGCUGCGAGGAACAGGAUGCUGUCAGGCCGAAUAGACGCAUCAACCUAGAGAAACCGCAGCAGCAUCCUUUGUUUUCUGGAGCUGGAUAUCCAGCUGUGAAGCCCACUGACAACCUGCAGCACCUGGAGGAGAAGGGGGAGGCGCCCAGUUCCAACAGCCACUAGCAAGAUCUUGGAGCAUAGAAGUAGCCAAUAGUAGCUCAAUAGGACAGCUCCAAACUGAUAGUGUGUGGCGAGCUGAAGGGAGAGCUGAAGCGAGCGCGGAGAGGCGGUGGGGCUUUCCUUUUCCACCAUCCUCUGCUUUUCCUUCGGCCCCGUGGAAGCACUCAUCCACACCACUGCACUGAAACACACUCAUCACUCUCUUUUCCUUCUUUCCGAUCUGUCACUGUACUUGUUCUCUCUCUUUCUAUUCAUCCAUCUGUCCGUCUUGCUUUAGAAACAGGUCAGCUGAACCUAAGCAUCACAAACCAGUAAAGACCAGUGAUACCAGUUGUCGAGCUGCAAGCUGAGUUCCUCCUGCUCCGGCAAUGCAGUGAAGUAUUUUGAUACAGCAGUUGAUCAGCCCCCCAGCCCCGAGUCUGGCUCCGCACCGCAGGGUCCCACAGGCGAUGAGGCGGGCCACGGGCUUUAUCUCUUUCUAGACUUUCUCUUCUUCCACCUUGUGUCUUCAUGUUUUGGGGGUCCUCCGGUGCCCCCGCCCUCUGUCGACCCCCCCGCACCCACUGCCACCACGGCCGGCCACCCCAGUCGCCUCGUUGCCAUGCCGACAGAGACACUGGCUCCAGCCCUGCCAGAUAGCAAGGCCGCCGGCCCCGCGACGGCCUUCAGUUCCACCGUACCCCUCCGCAUCCUCAACAAGGGCCCUGACUACUUCAGGAGACAGGUGGAACCUAACCCAAAGCGUCUCAGUGCUGUUGAGAGACUAGAAGCUGACAAGGCCAAGUAUGUCAAGAGCCAGGAAGUUAUCAACGCCAAGCAGGAGCCGAUCAAACCACCCGUGAUGGCUAAGCCUCCCGCCGGUCAUACCCUCCUGGCCAAGAGAGGCUCUGGGAUUAGUGGAGGAGGAAUUGGAGGCGCGAUACCUUUCAAAGCAUCCAAUAACAACGCAAAGUCAGACACAUGUGCAACAAGCAGCGGCAGCAGCAAACGGGAGAAUUUAAACCUGGAGAUCCUUAAAAAUCUGCUCAACUCAUCGUCCUCUUCAGGAGCGGGAUCUGAAGGACUAGGUGGUGGAGCUAAGAGUGCUGUGUUGAUGAGGUCAUCAGGGGGAAUGGCCAGGAGUUGGACGCCAUCAGGGAUGCCGUUAACCUACCGAUCUACAAUGGCGCUUAAUGAGCAACCGCCAGAACUAGCUCCCAGUCCGAGCACCUCCCACUCCCUGCGGUCCUUCUCCCAUUCCCUGAAGGUUCCUCCGAUCAACGGCGGGGGACGCCGCAGCCCACAACCUGGAGGAAACCUCAACCUCAGCAGACGAGGUGAAGGAAUCAUCGACCGUUCUCGCUCCCCGCUACCGCCGCUACUCACCUCCCACUCCUCGUCCGACCUCCUGCGGCUGUGCAACGGCAAGCCCCUUCGCGCGGCCCGAUCCAGCAGCUCCUCAGCUCCGCCCCUCCCUCCAAAACCCAACCCCGCCUCCCUCCCUCCUCCCGCGCUCUCCUUGUCACUGCCUCCCCCUCGUCCAACUCCAUCCCCCUCUCUCUGUGACAACAUCGCCCCUCAGUCGCUACCUUGUGAUUUUGGAGGCCCUUCCCAUAUCUCAACCGAUGCCAACGUGGAGCUCGAGCUUGGUUCAUCCGUGGCUCGUCGCUCCUCGCUACACAGAUCUAAAUCGGACCUGUCGGACCGGUACGCCCGGGCCGGAGCUGACGUGGAACGCUUUUUUAACUACUGCGGCCUGGACCCAGAGGAGCUGGAGGCGGUGGGUCCGGAGAACUUUGCGCGGGCCAACUCGGACAUCGUCAGCCUGAACUUCCGAUCCGCUUCUAUGAUCUCGUCUGACUGUGACCGGUCGCGGCGAUCGUCCAACGACGGGCUGUCGGACGGGGAAGAGGACGAGGAGGAGGAGGCCGGAGAGCGCGUUCCCUACGGCAUCUCAGCCGUGGAGCGAAACGCGAGAGUCAUCAAGUGGCUGUACAGCAUCAAACAGGCGAGAGAGACGCAGAAAGUCUCACACGUUUAGAAACAAGCACUACAGUGGAUAGGAUGUACUUUAAACGACAGACAAACCGCCCCAUGUUUCAGAAUCGAUAGACGGACCAGACUUUCUCAUAGGUUUAGGGACUGUGAUCUUGGCGCUGAACUAAAAGAAAUUGUGAAAAUGCAUAGAUGGAUGGAUGAAUAGAUGGAAGAGAAAGCCUGACACAUCUAACAAACUUGGUGAAAAAACAGAAUUUUUUUUUUAGAAAUGAAUAAAGAGAUGAUGAAAAGGACUCUAACCAAUUAGGUUUAGAACAACAUGAACCCUAUGAACAGACAGAAAUAAAACUUGGACAGUUAACAAAAUGUUCCGUCUGGAGAGACAAACAACGGGACGUGUCUGAAAAGAAACUACAAAGCUGUUUCUCUCUGGACACUGAAUAAUAUGACGGACAAAGUCUGUCAAGAGCAAAAUGCACUGCGAUUGUCUAAGGACCCAUAAAGUGACCACCUCACUACAAAUUAUCAUAGGCCUUUCUCACAGAGAACAAUUUGGCUUGACUAAUCGAAGCCUUUUUAAUUGGGAUUAUCUUCCUAUAUAGCUUGCUAGCUACCUAGCGCUCUAUCUGUUCAAUCCACACUGACUUCAACCUUCGUUCUGCCAUCUCUGUUCUCGGUCAAAGCUGUCCAGUCGACAGCUCCUGAGGACACCAGCUAGGCAAACAGUGCAAACAUAGUACAAAUGUACUGCGGUGACGCGCGUGCGUCUCCGAGUUAGUGUGGAUUGAUACAUGUGGUAAAACGGAAGCGUGUAUGUUCCAAGAGUCGGGGCGAGGGA
Messenger RNA from Perca flavescens (yellow perch), 2985 nucleotides. It is a transcript of the gene fam110b, whose product is annotated as family with sequence similarity 110 member B. The record is from RefSeq and is a predicted model, not a curated record. Lineage: Eukaryota; Metazoa; Chordata; Actinopteri; Perciformes; Percidae. The transcript has 5 exons. The coding region runs from base 772 to 2190 and encodes 472 amino acids.